Messenger RNA from Engraulis encrasicolus (European anchovy), 2063 nucleotides. It is a transcript of the gene nasp, whose product is annotated as nuclear autoantigenic sperm protein (histone-binding). The transcript is spliced from 15 exons. Gene Ontology annotation, cellular component: nucleoplasm. NCBI's taxonomy places the organism in Eukaryota, Metazoa, Chordata, Actinopteri, Clupeiformes, Engraulidae. Gene Ontology annotation, biological process: CENP-A containing chromatin assembly; DNA replication-dependent chromatin assembly. Bases 158 to 1906 code for a protein of 582 amino acids. Gene Ontology annotation, molecular function: histone binding. The record is from RefSeq and is a predicted model, not a curated record.
AGUGAGGAUUGGCUCUGUAUUUAAAGGCGCCAACAAAGAAGAAGUGAAGGAACAAGGCACGUAAACCUGCCAUCUUUUCGGUAUUGCCAGAUAUUGAGCACAUAUCUGUCGGUAGUUGCUUUUCUCUGCGGUGCAUUUAUCCCGUUUUCCCCUAAACAUGCCAGAAGAAACCGCUACAUCUUCCACUUCCGCGAGCAUGGAUGAGAAACCCACUUCUUCCAAUGCUGCCACCGCAGAGGGCCUGGAGGAUGUACUGGAGGAGGCCAAGAAGCUGAUCGGAACUGGCAACAGACACAUGGUGAUGGGGGACGUGGUGUCUGCUGUCGGAGUCUUCCAGGAUGCAUGUGGCAUGCUGGCUGAGAAGUACGGUGAUACUGCUGAUGAAUGUGGUGAAGCCUUCUUCCUCUGUGGAAAAGCCUUAUUGGAACUGGCCAGGAUGGAAAAUACUGUUCUUGGCAAUGCCCUAGAAGGGGUUCCAGAGGAGUCUUCUGAAGAGGGUGAAAAGCAGAACGACUCCAAGUUUGAAAGCACAGACAACUUGGAUGAGGAAACCAGGGAUGAACUUCGAGAGCAGGUUUAUGAUGCUAUGGCUGAGAAGGAGAAUGGCGAGAAGGGUAAGGAGGAGGCUGAGAAGGAGGCCACCAAGGAGUCUGGGGAGAUGGUGGAAGACCAGGCCAAAGUUCAAGAGCAGGCAGAUGACCCAAAGCUGGUGAAGGACGAGGCGGUAAAGGAAGCGUCUGAAAAGAUUGAGGCUGUUCCAGCAGCUGAGGCGUCUGAAAAGAAGGCAGAGGAUGUUCCAGAAGCUGAAGCUCCUGAAAAGAAGGCUGAGGAUGUUCCAGCAGAUGGCACUGAAGCUCCGAAGACCAAUGGUGCAGCCAAGACUGAGGAUAAACCCCUCCCUGAGAAAAACGGCGACCCCUCUUCCGAAAAGGCUCCCUUGAAGACUGACACUUCAGAGGAGGUCGAAAGUCAGGCCAAGUCUGAAGAAAAUGGCCAUGGGGACGAGAAGCAGGAUGAAGAGAUGGAGGUGGAAGAGGAUGGAGAUGACGACGAUGACGAAGAUGAUGAUGACGACGACAAGGAGGGGGAAGGAAAUGCUGAGGAUAAGGAGAGUGAAGAUGAAGUGGGCAACCUGCAGCUGGCUUGGGAAAUGUUGGAGGUGGCUAAAGUCAUCUACAAAAGGAAAGAAGCCAAGGAUGACCAACUGGUGACUGCACAGAUCUUCUUAAAGCUGGGAGAAGUUGGUGCUGAAUCUGGUAAUUAUGGUCAGGCCCUUGACGACUUCCAGGACUGCCUGGCCCUGCAACUCAAACACCUGCCACCUCACAGCCGGCUGCUCGCAGAAACCCACUACCAACUUGGCAUGACCUUCAGCCUCACAAACGAGUUCAGGGCGGCCAUUGACCAUUUCAACAGCUCCAUCAAAGUCAUCGAGACGAGAGUUGCCAUGCUCCAGGAGCUGAUCUCCAAGGCGGAGGGUGAGGAGGCAGCCAAGGAGCAGCGCAAUGAGCUGGAGGAGCUGCAGCAGCUGCUGCCGGACAUCAAGGAGAAGGUGGAGGACUCCAAGGAGAGCCAGAGGACCACUGCCGCUGCCUCCUUCGCCAUCCAGCAGACCAUGGGCGGGGCCUCCACAUCAUCUGCCUUCCCAUCUGAAAAUGGCGGAGCCUCUUCAUCCUCUACGCCGGUUAGCCAGAUCCCGGUGAAGAGGGAGGCAGGAGACGGGGCGGCCUCUUCUUCCAAACCCACAUCAGACAUCUCCCACCUGGUCAGGAAAAAGAGGAAACCAGAGGAGGAGAGCCCAAAAAAGGACAGUGAAGCUAAAAAGAGCAAACAGGAGGCUACCGUAAAUGGCAGCGGCGGGGACUCCGCCAGCAACGGCAAUGGCGUUCAGGAGGCUUCGGCAUGAUUCCUUUCUGACUGUCCAGCAAUUUACUCUACCAGCAGAGCAUGCACCUACCCCGUCCUGUCCGUCACCUGUUGUAAAUAAAGUUCCCUUUUUUGUCAUCUACCUUGUUCGAAUUUUGUAUAAUGUAGUGGAAUUAAUAAAGGUAUUUGCAAAGCAA